This is a messenger RNA of Rotaria socialis, 1623 nucleotides long. Lineage: Eukaryota; Metazoa; Rotifera; Eurotatoria; Philodinida; Philodinidae. The record is from the annotation of a GenBank genome assembly.
AUGGAGAUGGAAUCGCACUUGAAUGCUGUUCAACCAUUGCUCACUGAUCUCUACCAAAUCUCGAUGGCAUAUGCUUAUUGGAAAAGUGGUAAAAAUCAGGAGGAAGCUACAUUUGAUCUUUUCUUUCGCAAGAAUCCAUUUGGUGGUGAAUAUACAUUAUUUGCCGGUCUUGAAGAUUGUUUGAAAUUCAUAGAAAAUUACAAAUUUCACACGUCCGACGUCGAUUAUCUUCGAAAAACAAUGCCCGCCUAUAUGGAGAAGGAAUUUUUUGAUUUUAUGUUGACAAUCGAUAUGAAUGAUGUUAAAAUUUAUGCAAUACCUGAAGGCUCUGUGGUGUUUCCUCAUACGCCAUUGCUUCGAGUCGAAGGGCCUAUUUUAAAAGCACAAUUAAUUGAAACGACUCUUCUAACACUCGUCAACUAUGCUAGCUUAGUAGCAACCAAUGCCGUUCGAUUUCGUGCAGCGACAGGACAGAAUAAAAUAUUUCAUGAGUUCGGCCUACGACGCGCACAAGGUCCAGACGGAGGUCUUAGUGCCUCAAAAUACUCCUAUAUAGGUGGAUUUAAUGGCACGUCGAAUGUAUUAGCUGGUAAAUUAUAUGGAAUUCCGAUCCGAGGAACCCAUGCGCAUGCUUAUGUUAGUUCAUAUCGAAGCCUUGAUGAGCUCAAAUUUCGCGAUCUGCCUGAUCGAAUCAGUAGUGAAAUACAUCCAUUUUCUCAAUUGUGUGUGACCUAUCUCGAUAAAGUAUGUUCAACGCUUGGCAGCUCUGCCCUUCAAACUCACAAAGGUGAAUUGGCCGCGUUUAUUUCCUAUGCUAUCGCGUUUCCUUCUGACUUCUUGGCAUUGGUCGACACAUACGAUGUGCUCAAGUCUGGUUUACCGAAUUUUUUAGCUGUCGCACUUGCAUUACAUGAAUGCAACUAUAAAGCGAUCGGUCUUCGUUUAGACUCUGGUGAUUUAGCCUAUUUAUCAUCAAAAGUACGGCUAAUUUUCAUUAAAAUCGCUCAGAACUUCAAUUUACCUUACAUCGAACAUUUGAAUAUCGUAGCAAGCAACGAUAUUAAUGAGGAUACAUUGAAUUCACUGGAAAAUCAGGGACAUUCAAUUGACACGUUUGGUAUUGGAACACAUUUGGUUACAUGUCAAAAACAACCAGCACUUGGUUGUGUCUAUAAAUUGGUUGAACUUGAUAGUGAACCACGCAUCAAACUUAGUCAAGACAUCGAAAAAGUAACAAUACCUGGUCGAAAAAAUCUCUAUCGGUUCUUCAAUGGUAAUGGUGAAGCUUUAUGCGAUUUUAUGACUCACAUUGAUGAACCAGCACCAAAAGCUGGCGAACGAAUACUUUGCCGACAUCCAUUUGGAGAAACGAAACGUGCGAAUGUCACACCGACGUCCGUCCGAUGUAUGUAUACAUUGUAUUGGGCAAACGGGCGUAUUCAAGAGACGCUACCGACAUGGGAAGACGUUCGUACGUAUGCUCUCGGGCAAAUCGAAACCUUGCGUAAAGAUCACCGACGAAAUCUUAAUCCAACACCAUACAAGGUUGCAGUUAGCAAUCGUCUCUAUGAAUACCUACAUCAACUUUGGAUGCGUAGUAUACCUAUUGGAGAAAUUAGCUAG